Molecule: messenger RNA, 1164 nt
Organism: Seminavis robusta
Lineage: Eukaryota; Bacillariophyta; Bacillariophyceae; Naviculales; Naviculaceae
Source: the annotation of a GenBank genome assembly
AUGCCUUUGGUCAAUAGCAAAGAAGAUGUCAUCACCAUCAAGCAUCGUGGUGGAGCCUCGGUGGACUUCAUGGCUGAUUGCCUCACAGGAGUAACAGAUCAUCCCAUGCUCCGCAGUGUGGUGGGGAAGAAUUUUGUUGUGGAUGCAGAUGCGGUGUUGCAGGUAACUGUUCUAGACUGUGUAUUUGAGAAACGCACUUUCAACAAAGCCACCGGUCCCGUUGCUGUCGCCAAAUUUGUGCUCGCUGAUGGUAGUUCGGCUGUGUGGAAAGGCGUGACAAGCAGUAAUCUGUCUGAAUUGGUGGAAUAUGAGAUGUCCAAGGAAGCCAAAGAAUCUGUGCCCGAUGUCAUCGAAGACGCAAAGACCAAAGGGGACUUGGUGUUUACGGUUCCUUGCUGUCUCUAUGAUCCAAAGACUAACAAGGGAAUGGUGUUCAACGAAAGGGCCACUGUCGCUCAGCUAAAGCAAGCUCAUCCAUGUCACGUAACCUGGAACAAAGCGGACUUCAAGAAAGUUUUUGCAGAGAUUCCAGAAGACUUUGACGAGGAUGCUACCGUUCCAAUGCCUUGUGAAUGCGAGACUCGCUUUGGCCUAUCCACUUGUGCCAUCUCUUCCUUUCCAUUGUGCUUCAUGGAUUUUGAUCAGGUGUUUAACUCAUUGAAGGGAAAGGUUUCGGAAGAUGCACUUGAGGCCGAAGACUUCUUUGACCUGUCUCCUCCAAAGAAACGUUGGUGUGCCUACACUUAUUUUUCUCUGAACGUCUUUCAUCUUCGAAACCGUACCCGUCUCCCUGAUUGUGUGGUCUAUGCAAUCAGGUUGAAAUUCAGAGAUGAGAAGGACACCGAGUCGAUUGGCACCAAGAGGAAGACACCACCCAAAGAUUACACAUCGGAGAAGGUUGCGGCAAGGAAGGUCAACAUGGAAUUAGAGGAAAAGAAGGAACGAGACGAGCUACCCUUGGUUGUCGAUUUUGAGAAAGAACAGCGUGCCGUCAAGGAAGCUUUCGAGAAAGAAGGAAAGCUUGUUGCCUUUAAGGCUUUCACUGAGGAGGUAAAGAGUGCAUCCAAGAGCGAUGGAGACUAUUGGGACCAUGCCAUUCGCAUUGCUUUGGAGUGGAAGAAUCGAACUAAACGCAUUGAGGACGGUGAUGUGUACACUAUCUAA